Symbiodinium necroappetens is the source of this 1098-nucleotide messenger RNA. Lineage: Eukaryota; Dinophyceae; Suessiales; Symbiodiniaceae. The record is from the annotation of a GenBank genome assembly.
AUGGCUCCGAUGGCUGAUGGCAAGCGCAUCCGCUCACGCGGCAAUGCCGUGGCGCUGUUGAUUCUGGCUGCCGUCGCCUUCGAGGCCUUCCAACUGACCUUCAGUGCGCCGCAGACACCGCGGGCCCCAGGAUUUGGAGCUCUUGGGCGACUCCAGGAAGGCCAGGCCCGGUCGGUCGCUGUAGCUGCCUCGGAGUCCGAGACGGCAGCAUCCCAAGCCUACUUCACCGGAAUCGGCUGGUAUCUGAUGCACUUUGUCGUAGGCAUCUGCAACGACGGCAUCAUGAAGUUCUUGGGUGAGAACCUGCCUCCAUUCCAGAUCGUCUUCUUGCGAUUCUCCGCAGCUGCACUCGUCUUGCUGCCAGUGCUGGCGAUUCAGGGGAAGAGCGCUUUCAAGUCGGCAAGGCUUUCCAUGCAUGCUGGACGAGGAGCACUUCUUGCACUGGGCAUUGGCCUGUGGUGCUAUGGGCUCAGCAUCAUGCCUUUCGCUUCCUGUGUCGUCAUUAACAACACCAUGCCUUUCUUCAAGAUGCUCUUUGCGCAGCUCAUUCUUGGGGAGAAAGUUGGCAAGCAGCGAUGGCUUGCAAGCCUUGCAGGUUUCAUAGGCUGCAUAAUCGUCUUCAAUCCCACAGCCGCAACCUUCAAGCCUCAGUCUUUGGUGCUUCUUCUGUCCGCGUGCUGCUUUGCCAUGCUCGACAUCUUCAACAAGAAAUACACAGCAUCUGAGACUGUGACCUCGAUGCUGUUUUAUGGCGCCUUGGCCACAGCUGCCAUCUCCGCGGUGCGUGCAAUUCCAAGCUGGGUCCCCGUCACGGGACCUCAGAUGGCCUUGAUUGGAUGCUUGGGAGUUGGUGCGAACUUCCUGCUUUUCUGCUUGCUCAGGGCCUUCAGGUACGUGGAUGCCUCGGCAACCUGCCCGUACCGGUACACGGAGUUUGUGCUCUCUGCUUCUGUUGGAUUCUUCCUAUUCAAAGAGAUGCCAUCCAAGUCGACAUUCCUCGGCUCCUGCAUCAUCCUGCCAUCAGUGAUUUACACGGCGCUUGUCGAGAGCAGACAGGCCAGUCAGGAGCAGCAGUCGGAGGACAAAGUGGAGGCUUGA